UGGGCAAGGGUUAGCAGCUCAGGGGACACUUUGAUUAAACCCCAGUCUGGGUGGCCUGAGUGGUUGACUCCGGACCCCGUGAUGAUUCUCCCUCCCCUGGCUAUUAUAAACACUCCCCCCACUGGACCCUGGCAAAGCUGUUAAGCCGGCAACUGGGUACCAAACAGUUCUGUGUCACAUGAGAGGCCUGGCUGGAGUCAUAGUGGCCCAGGAUACUAUUCUUAGCUGCAGGAAUGUACACAGUGGCCUCAUGGCGAGCGCCACAGCGCCUAACUGGAGAGCCUUGUCGUUUUUCUGCUUCCUCUCACUCCCCGAGUAUACACCACCCAUGCUCUCUGCAGACUAUGUUUUGGUUCUCUGGUGGUUGGAACUGAUGGUUUUUCAGACCAGACUGACAAGAUACUUUGGAUAUUGUUGAUUUUCUGAGGGGCAGGAGCUUUACACAGAAUGGCCUGCAGACCAUGUGAGGUUUUCUCCUUCAAAGACUCAGAACUUCCCUCCCACCUCCAUGCCCAGCUCAACAUCCUCCGGCAGGAGCGUAUCCUGACGGACGUCCUGCUCUGCGCCGAGCAUCAGGAGAUCCCCUGCCACAGGAACGUCCUGGUGUCCAGCAGCCCGUACUUCCGCGCCAUGUUCUGCAGCAACUUCCUGGAGAGCAGCCAGGCCCGUGUGACUCUGAAGGGAAUCUCUUCAAAUGUCAUCAGUGGCAUUGUGGACUAUGUCUACACGGGCUGCAUCACUAUCACGAUGGAGAUUGUGCUCCCGCUCAUGCAGGCGGCAUCCAUGCUCCACUACGGAGGUCUCUUCGAGGCCUGCUCAUUGUUCCUCCAGGGGCAGCUGAGUCCCGAAAACUGUCUGAGCAUGAGCCGGCUUUCUGAGAUCCUCCACUGUGAGAGUUUGCGGGAGAGAGCAAAGGAGAUGGCAGUGAGGUGUUUCUCUGACGUGGCUGCAACAGAGGACUUCUGCGAGUUGUCUCUCCCAGAGCUCAUGUGCUACCUUGAAGACGACCGUCUUUGUGCGGAGGAGGAGCAGGUGUUUGAGACCCUACUGGCGUGGAUCCACCACGACCCGUUCUCACGACGUGGGGCAAUCCAUGAUCUCUUCAAGAAGGUCCGUCUGCGCUACAUCCACCCGACUUACCUCUUCCAGUUUAUAGCCAAUGACCCUCUGGUGCAGUCCUCCACGCUCUGCACGGAGAUUAUCGAUUCAGUGCGUCGCCUCAUGCUCACUGUCAGCACUAAGUGUAGCCAUGAGCUCAAGCCCCUGUGGACCACGCCACGCCGCUACACCUGCAGAGAAACACUGGUGGUGGUUGGAGGACGCAAGAACAACGAGCAAACUUCACGGGAGGCUCUGCUAUAUGACGAAAGGACUCAUCGUUGGCAAUGGCUGGCCAAGCUCCCUCUGCGGCUUUACAAGGCUGCAUAUGUGUGCAUUCACAGCAUCCUGUAUGUGCUCGGCGGCCUGAGCCUCUGCAUGGCCUCAGGCGACAGCUCGGUCAGCGCCACAGUUUACACACUCUCUCUUAAAACCAACCAGUGGAGGACCGCCGAGCCAAUGUCGGAGCCACGGUACGCCCACCAGAGUGUGUCCUAUCUGCACUUCAUUUUUGUGCUGGGAGGCAUCGGGGUAGACAAGCGAAUCUCUCAGUCAGUCGAGAGGUAUAACAGUAUGUUCAACCAAUGGGAGGCCAUGGCACCGAUGCCCACAGCGGUGCUGCAUCCAGCCGUCGCGGCCAGUGAUCAGAGGAUCUAUGUUUUCGGAGGGGAGGAUGCCAUGCAGAACCCAGUCAGGCUGAUUCAGGUGUAUCACAUCUCUCGCAAUUUGUGGUCGAGGCUUGAGACAAGGACGGUGAAAAACGUUUGUGCCCCUGCUGCCGUCAUAGAGGACAAGAUCUACAUCAUAGGAGGGUACACCAGGCGAAUGAUCGCCUACGACACCAAAGCCAACAAAUUUGUCAAGUGUGAGAAUCUCAAGGAGCGAAGGAUGCAUCACAGCGCCACAGUGAUCAACAACAAGCUCUAUGUCACCGGCGGACGUGUCCUCAACAACCACGAUGUCAUCGAGGACUCGGACUGCUUCGAGUGUUACGACCCAAAGACGGACGCCUGGAGCUCGAAAGGCUCCUUGCCGUACAAGCUGUUCGACCACGGCUCCCUGCCGCUAGUCUGUGUUUCCAACAGACCCAACCCACCAUGACCCAUCAUCAAAUGAGCCGCUUUUGGCGAAUGCCUAGCUGCAGGUUCUUCACCUCCACUUUGCCGUGAUUUAUCGGCCACUGACUAUAUACAAAAGGGGAAACGGUCUCGAACUGACUGCAUUCCUUCACGCAGUUCAGCCUCUGCCACAAUGUAGCGCCAUGUUAAUCCAGACUGACUGCGGUGUCAAUCAAAGGGCGAGCUCGGCUGGCGUGCAGAGAUGUCUUGUCUGAGGCACCUGGGGCUGGAACUGAACCGAGGACCCCGGCGAUGACGAGAGGCCGUCAUACUGCACAGCAAGCAGCUGUCGGGUCACGCAUAUAAUCCAUAAAGCUCUUUCUGCAGAUGGCUGCAAACUAAAAAGUGUUAAUGUGUUUAUUUCCCAGACAUUUACACGCAGCAUGUGACUCUGCCUUGCAGCUGCAGACGACUGCUGCGCCAAAGUUGAAUACGGCGGCGAAUAUCUGGCUGUGUGUUCACUUUAUGCUUUGAAAAAGUCCGACAGCUAAUACAGUUGCACUUUGUAGAAAACACAUUCCUCCGUGACCGACAUGCUUCUAACGGGCUGCACAUGAUGAUGAGAACAAUUGUGACAAGCUCCCAUGGCAGAGUACAUUAGUCCGUCAUGGUCUGUCGUUAGUCUAUAUGGCUGAAAGAGCAGCUUUAUUGAAAUCACAUUAUCUGGGCCAACGUUAUUCCACUUUUUUUCUGGUUAGAUCCAUGACUCUGGGAAUUAUUCCUGCAACACCCCCCAAAACAAAACAUGUUCUGCUUAUCAUUUUGUUUGUCUUCAUGUGCAAUUGUUACAUAAAGAAAAUGGCUUCGCAGGCAGCUAUGUCGACGUGAGGACAUGUGACAAUGCUGCGUUUGAACGUAAAGUGCCCGGUGGGGACGCGUUGACCUGCUGGGCGCAGUUAGGACUUACCACGUUUUUAGGGAGAAUGUCAGGGUUUUGCAGCCCACCCGUUUACUGAUCUGAAACCAGUCUCCCAUUCGCCUGAGGAAACGAUGAGACGACACAGGGAGAUGCCAGAUGUGAUGUAUGACAAAGAGCAGUGAGCCGAUGACACUGUGAAGACAUGUCUCGCCAUCACUGCCGGCCCCCCGCUAUGUUCAUCCUGUAUCGUGACCCUCAUGGAGCAGACACUCACUGCUGUGGUCAACCAGCGUCUGUCCCUUUGACAUGCAUGCCUGUCAUGAGGCUGCAUCACUGAUCAACUGCAUGAUGCACCAUGUGCUGCUGGUACUUGCACGACUGAAAGACCUUUUUUCGUAUUUUUAAAAUCUGUCAUUUCUUGUUGUACAACUGUGUUUUUGGUGCUUCCCUGUGUGUGUCCUGUUUAUUGCUUUGAAUCUCUCCACAUGCAAAAUGCGACUGGUGGUUUCCGGUGUGUUCCGCUCGCUGGUCCCUCGUUGAACAUGGUGCGAACUUCAAUGGCCCUCUACAUGAGUCAUGUUCCCCUUCAUACAUGAGGACGGUUGACACAGACACAGAAGCAUGUUCGCUGGCUAUCAGGUGACACAUUUGCUCUCCGUUCACCGUUAAGUGCCGGAGCAGCAACCGAAGAGUUACCGCGAUAACUUUUUUUUACUUUGGUGUCGUACUGUAAGAAUUAUGACCGAAGGUCAAGACAGUUUAUCGUAGAUGAAAGUAACACGUGGGUUUAUGUUACAGUAAGACUGACAUGUGCCAACUCUUUGACCCCUUUGAGUCCACAUUCUUCUCAUACAAAGUGUCGGCCGUCCACGGAGGAGCUCCACAUCCACAGGCUAAAUGUGUAGUAACCCCCCAAGGUCCCAUCCACCCAAACAGAGCGGGGUAAAUCUGCCUUUUGCUUUCAUGCACCACAUGCUCUGCAACACGCUGCAAGAAAAUUGUAAACCUUGAAUCAAACCCUCUGUUGGCAUCUUUUAAACCCAUUUUCAUGGAACAAUGUCACUGCUUUUAACAUGUGCUUUUUAUUUUUCCAUAAUUCAAUUUUGCCAUUGAUUCCCAUAUGUGUCUGUUCUGCGGCAUGUUUCAGUUUUUGUUUUUUUUUCUGUAAUCUGUCCCUGCUUGUUUUUAUAUAUGAAACUUUUUUUUUAUUUCCUUGCUGCCCAUCUUGACCAAGACUCCCUGGCAGAAGAUAUAUUGUUUGUUUUAUAACCUUCCUGAUUAAAUAAAGGAUGAAUUUUAAAAAA
Scophthalmus maximus (turbot) is the source of this 4379-nucleotide messenger RNA. It is a transcript of the gene klhl38a, whose product is annotated as kelch-like family member 38a. Gene Ontology annotation, molecular function: protein binding. The record is from RefSeq and is a predicted model, not a curated record. The transcript is spliced from 4 exons. The coding region runs from base 448 to 2199 and encodes 583 amino acids. Lineage: Eukaryota; Metazoa; Chordata; Actinopteri; Pleuronectiformes; Scophthalmidae.